AUGGAAACGCGCUACACGUUUCGGAACGACUUACUUGAGGCUGAAAAGGUCUAUAACCCGGAGGCACCCUGCAUGACGCACUCCAUCCAGAUGAUCGGGUGGCUGCAGUUGAAGAUGCGGAAAAAGUGCGUAUGACGGUGCACAACUCCCCCUCCCCCUCAUUUGUAUAGCAUUAAGGGCAAUACAAGCAUCAGCAAGAUUGCAGGUCUUGCAUGACAAAUUUGCACUGGAUUGUAGUGCUAUUUGGGCUGCCAGAACUUGUCAUGCAAACAGUGCUAAGAGGCACAGGGUCGAUUGGGUAUUUUGCAUGACAAAUGAGGCGGGAGUUGUGCACUAUCAUAGUGCGCGGCCCAAAUCGAAAAGUCUUUUGAAAACGCUUACGGGCCGUUCCGCGUCUGGACGGAGUACCCCCGUGUAUCCUGCGCAAAAGUAUCGUACUCGUACUAGUAAUUGCAUUCAUGCAUUACAAAUUAUCUCUUUCUCAAGGCAAACCAGCAUUACAAAUCGAAUUUGUAAUGCUGUGCUAAUUUGUAAUGCAUUUUUACGAGUACGAAUACGAUACUUUUGCAAUCCAUACCGUGGGGGCGCCACCAACUUCAUCACGGGUACCGGCGGCUUCUUGCAAACGGUGAGUUUCGGCCUGGGCGGAUUGCGGAUCCGAGAAAACGGUCUGCUGCUGGAGCCCGGGCUGGUGCGGAACAUGAAGCGGGUGGUGUUGCGGGGAAUUUUCUUCCUGAAAUGUCGGUGGCGGAUUGAGUUCAGCGAUGCGGAAUUUUUCAUCACGGUCAUGGAAUGCGGUGCGGAUCAGGACCAAGCUGUGAUACCUUCCGACGCGGACUUCUAUUCCACAAACGACAGGGCGAAGACCAGCACACCGCUUGGCUUAGUCGCCCGGUGGAACGAGAUGGAAUCGAAUUCGAAUACGGAUGAGGCGUCUGGAAGUCCUCGUCGUGUGAAGAUCUAUCAAAAGCAGCACUUUUUCGAACUCCGAAGGGACCUGCGGCUAAACAAUUUUCCAAACGAGAACCAACGGAGGAAUUACCGCCAGGUCUUACUCCAGCACGAACAAGAUGCCCCGUAUGGCGUUCUCACACGUUACAUUCUCAACUGCUCCAUGAAUUUUUCAUGAAGGAAUGGCAAACGUGAAAGGGGAGACCUAGCGCGUCUUGCAUGACAGAUUUAGCACAGAUUCUCAGCCUGUUUGGCUCUUCGAGAAUUUGUCAUGCGAAGGAGCUUGUUGAAGUUGAUCAUGUAGCUAUUGACGGCAAUUUCGCAUGACAAAUCGUGCCACAGUUGAGAAUGGAACAUUUGAGAGUCCCAUACCCCGGCGUGGCCGGAUGUAGGAGGGAUUGCAGAAAAGAAAAUCUGCACUCUCGAGGAAAUAGACACGGACUACUUUGUAUGAACUGCAAAAGUAUCGCACUCGUAAUAAUUGCAGUCAUGCAUUAGAGAUCUUUUUCUUGAGGCUAAUCCGCAUGACAAAUUUUAUUUCUCAUGCUGAGGAAAUGUAAUGCAUUUUUUUAUAGAUACGCAUAUGAAUGCGAUACUUUUGCAGUUCAUACUUUGGCGGUGACAUGGGCAUCUGGGAAACGGCCGCGACCGCAGAGGAGUGUCGGCAAAUCUGCGAACAAAACGCCGAAUGCGAGCUGUUCACGUUUUUGAGAGGCCAGGUGAGAAACAAUUGCCUGUUCAAACGCGGGCUCGGAGCGGAAAAGAGGUAUAAUAGCGACACGGCCAGUGGGCGUUGCGUGUUUGAAAAGGUGGAUUACGAACUGGUGCAGGAGCCACCGGCGGCAGCGGAGGGUUUUUCUCCAAGUAGUGCAAGCAGCAAUGGAAAUAAUGUUCCGGGACUAGAAGCCUCCGCGGCAGGUUUUUUGGAAAAGAGAAAAAUGGAAGUAGAUCGUGUUGUUGAAAAUACGGGCGAGCGGAUGGCUUCGCAGAGUGGUGAUGAUGAUGAAAAGCGCAAAGAAAUAGGACUAGCAGAAGAUGCAAUCAAGUUAGAGGACGGAAAUAGUGCGCACGUCGAGGAGAAAAGGAAUCAAAGCGAACAGGACCGGAUGCUUCCCGCGGUGGGCGCAGCUAGAAGAAUAAAAAGCCGUCCUCCGCUAAACAAUCUUCCCUCGGCCGUGCAAGUAGCAGACAUGACCGCGCCUUCAUAUCAAGCAGAAAUUUGAAGAAGUGAUAUGAUUUUGAUUUUAGAAGUAAAGUGUUAUGCAUAACAAGAACUAAGAAAACACAACCUGGUCGUCGGCUAUGUCGUGGGAUCAACGUUGUUCGGGUGCGUUGAGAACUUCGAGAGCUGCACCAAGUAAGAACCAGAUCUACAACUC
This is a messenger RNA of Amoebophrya sp. A120, 2330 nucleotides long. Lineage: Eukaryota; Dinophyceae; Syndiniales; Amoebophryaceae. The record is from the annotation of a GenBank genome assembly.